Oreochromis aureus is the source of this 2063-nucleotide messenger RNA. RefSeq names its product NACHT, LRR and PYD domains-containing protein 1b allele 3-like. The record is from RefSeq and is a predicted model, not a curated record. The transcript has 9 exons. Bases 39 to 1103 code for a protein of 354 amino acids. Gene Ontology annotation, cellular component: canonical inflammasome complex. Gene Ontology annotation, biological process: regulation of apoptotic process. Gene Ontology annotation, molecular function: protein binding. Lineage: Eukaryota; Metazoa; Chordata; Actinopteri; Cichliformes; Cichlidae.
CCAGCUUUCAGUACCAGUUUCGAUCUUGGGAGGGACACAUGGAGAGGAUGGAGAGCAGACAAUACAUGCCUGCAGGUCCUCUGAUGGACGUCACAGUCACUGCUGGGAAGUUAAAUGAAGUUCACCUGCCACACUGGAUCUGCAUCGAUGCCAUCCCUGACAUAUUGGACAAGUUUGCAGUCGUUCACAUAGAUGACUGUGGAGAUGUUGUGGAAAAAGUGUCUGAGGUCACACCAACACAUGUCAAGUUAACUGAACCAAAUUUCUCGACAAUUGGGGACAUAAUACGUUCCAUAUUUCCUCCAAAAAUCAGCUGUUACAUGUUGAUGUACUAUAAACCCAACACAUCAUUCCUCAAACUCCACGUCUAUCUGAUACGACAGGAUCCUGCUCUGGAACAGGAAAUUGCUGAGAAAUAUCGUGAGAAAAAUGAUGAGACAAAAUCCGAUUUGAAAUUUCAAAAAAUCAUAAAGCAUCCCCCAGACCAGUACCUGCAAACUGAGCGUCUUUUCAGCCUCAAAGCCGACGACACAAGUACAAAAAUUCAACCGGAGACACAGGAGUUAACCCUCAGGUACAAUAAGCAAAACUUCUAUGAGGUGUACGUUAAGAAUCCAGGCAGUGAACUCAUACUCACACUGGUGCACACUCACCCAGCUGAUGGUGAACCAGCUGAUGAGCCACUAUGGAAAUGUGAAAUUCGAGCAGAUGACCAUCCAGAGUCUGGUCAAGCCGAAGCUGCAGGAUCCUCAGUGGGAGCAGCUGCUGUCAGCUCUCUGUCGGCUGAGGAAAACACUGUGGACAAACAUCUGUCUGCACAGAUGCAGAAAGCAUUAACAGUCCAAUCAGACAAAGAGAGACUUUUGGAAAUGUUAGAACAUCUGGAAAAGGAGGAGCUUGAAAAGUUCAAGUGGCUUUUGGUGGAGCUCAAACCCAUCCCAAAGAGCAAACUGGAGGAGGCCAACAUCUGUAACCUGGUGGAUCUGAUGUUCGGGGCCUACACCCAACAUACUGUGGAGGUGACCAAGAAGGUUUUUAGGAAAAUGAACAGGAAUGAUUUGGUGAAGAAGUUGUCAGACACGAGCUCGAGAUCCAAAGACUGACAUCAACAUGAUGAGAUCAGGUCUCUGUGGGUCUGACCGUCUGCUGCAGGACUCUUUAUGUCUCUGACUCUCUGUUCGGGCUCGUUGUCCUGCUGCAGGAUCGAUGCGUCACUCUUAGUCCUGGUGAUGGAUCAGAAUCUGUACUUUAACAUUCGUGAGAUUCUAAAUCUCAAACUCAGUUUCCAGAGUUGCAGCUGUGAACCUGCACAGAGCCUCCAUGAUGUUUCACUUUUACCUGCACACACCUGAUCCAGACAGUGAGCAAAGGAACAUCUGUGUGAAUCUACACAGCAUGGCUUUGAUUUGCUGCUUGCUGCAUGAACUGAUAAACUCUGAUAAAUUAUUAUAUUUUCACUGGUGACAUGGGGCUAAAAAUAUGAUCAGAUUUAUCUACACGUUUUCUUUAUUAAUGUGACAAUGUUGGCAUCUGUGGCUGUGUGGACGAUGAGAGGAAAUGUAAAUGUAAAAAGAAAUGAAUUUGUUUUAGUGGUUUUCUUUGUGUUAUGUUUUUUGUUACUCAUGUGAAAUGACUGCAUCUUGAAGCAUGAAGAGAUGAUUUUACAGUGAGUUCCUAUAUCUUCUGUCAUAGCAGCACAUUCAGUUUUUUCUAGCAGUACAGUGUGUGACAGACUUUACAGGGAGCCUGUUGUGCUUUUCUUCAUUUUUUUCACUUUCAUACUUCAUAUAAAUAUUGUUGGUUGAUGCUCAUAUUGAACAUGAUCUUUUUCCCUCUUCUUGUGGUCGUUGCUCAGUCUGGUUUGGAGGAGAAAAGCUUCCAGACCAACUGGGUGAAGGUUUGACGUUACUGAGGAUUACAACAUGUCUGUUUGUCAUAUUUUAAUCAAGGAGAAUUUUUUUAAUUAGAUAAACAUUGGAGAAUUUUAUACUUUUUUUUUCUUUGCUUUUUUACUAAUUCUUUUCAAAAUAUUCUUUUAUCUGAUAUAAAGAACUUUAAACCAA